CUUCCUCUUCCUGCUCUGCCUCAGCUUCUUCCUCUCCAACCAGAACAUGCGCAAUAGCCCGUCUUACAAUGGUGAAAUCUCGGUCGACUCUGCUUCAGCUUCUCCUUCCUGUGCUUCCUCCUCCCUGCAUGCUCUAAAGGGCGACGACGACGACGCCGAAAAAAGCGGUCCUCCGUCGCGGUUGUCUCUUGCCCCCUCCUUUUCUGCCGCCAACGUCACUCUUCGACGUGCCAAUUGCAAUGUGUUGCCUUACAAAACCGGCUCCAGCUUCAUCAAAUACACCAACGACAACACCAAUAACGACAACGACAACGACAACGACAACGAUAACGAUAACGAUAACGAUAACGAUAACGAAACCUGUAACGAAACCUAUAAUGAAAACAAUACCGAUGACAUUUCCUCUUUUGUUAGCAACAACAGCCUAUCUAGCUCCAACAUCUCAUCCUGCUCACUCUCAACCCUAUCAACCUCUCCCUCAAUUGCAGGUUCACCUCAUCUUUUGAAUGGCAACCCCACAGUUUCGCCCAUUAAUUCCAACAUCAACAAAUUGUUCAACUAUGAGUUCAAGAAAAAAUUGUCACUUUCGUCCACCAUUCUAGGUACUAACACUCAUCACCAGAAAACCACCUCAAAUAAUAAUCAAAUCAGAACAUACUCUUGUAGUUCUUCAGCUGUAUCCUAUUCUUCUAAUUCCACCAAAACAUCAUCUUCUAAUUCUACUUUGGGUUCUUCAACCUUUUUGAACUCUUUGAAUUCCUUGAAUCUUUUAAACUCUUUUAACUCUUCGUCUUCAAGCCAUUUAAAUUCACUUCCCAACUCAGGCUCCAAUUCACUUCCCGCCUCAAAUCAAAAAUCCUUAUUCAAAAAGGUUUUAUUAAAUUCAAAUAGGCAAAUCAAUCCCCCUUCUUUGCAUCUCAAUGAUAACUCUAAAUACAAUAAAAGAGUUUUACAAGCAGAAAUUGAUAUCAAUUCUAUCAUUGAAAAAUUGAUUUCAAUCAAUUUAUCAAAUCCAGCUUAUCAUUCUUAUUCCCAUUCCCAUUCCCAUUCUCACUCUCACUCUCACUCUCACUCUUAUUCCCAUCUAAAACCAAAUUUUACCUCCUUGAUCUCAAAAUCAGAAAUAUCUUACAUCUUGAAUUUAUCAAGAGAAAUCUUCAUUAACCAGCCAAUGCUAUUGCAAUUGUCUGCUCCCGUAAAGGUCGUUGGAGAUAUUCAUGGUCAAUUUAACGAUUUACUAAGAAUUUUCAAAUUAUGCGGUUUCCCCCCAAAUUCAAAUUAUUUAUUUUUAGGUGAUUAUGUUGAUAGAGGCAAACAAUCUUUAGAAACAAUCUUACUACUAUUGGCUUAUAAAAUUAAAUACCCAGAAAACUUUUUCUUACUAAGAGGUAAUCAUGAAUCUGCUAACAUUACCAGAAUUUAUGGCUUCUACGAUGAAUGUAAACGCCGAGUUGGUGUCAAAGUUUGGAAAAACUUUAUUGACGUAUUCAAUUGUUUACCAAUUGCUGCAACUAUCAAUAACAAAAUCUUCUGUAUUCAUGGAGGUUUAUCUCCAAAUUUAAAUAACUUGAAUGACAUUAAAAAGAUUUUAAGGCCAACUGACAUCCCAGAAAAUGGCCUACUAAGUGAUUUAUUAUGGUCUGAUCCUAAUCCGGCUUACUCUUCUUCUAAAUCUUUGAUUUUCAACAAUGAAAAAAACAGAAAUCAAGAAAUUAACAAAAUUCCUGAUUGGGCUCCAAAUGACAGAGGUAUUUCUUAUUUUUUCUCAAAGAGAGCCGUUGAUACUUUUCUAAACAAAUUUAACUUUGACUUAAUUGUUAGAGGUCAUAUGGUAGUUGAAGAUGGUUAUGAAUUUUUUCAUAAAAAGAAAUUGGUAACUAUCUUUUCGGCUCCAAACUAUUGUGGUGAAUUUCAAAAUUGGGGUGCUGUCAUGAAUGUAAAUAGUAACUUGGUUUGUGGCUUUGAAUUGUUAAAGGGGAGCUUGAAUUAUCAUAAUGGUGGUUCUGGUUUAAAUCUGCUGAUUAACAAAACCAUUUCAAAUCAUUCCUCAUCCUCUCAAAAAUCAAAAUCAAAAUCAAAAUCAAAACCUGCAAGUUCAUCCAUCUCUUCUUCGCAUCAAAAAAACAAAUCUUCUCUUUUGAAGUCUUACCCUUCAAGUUCUUACUCCCAUAGAUCUCGUCGCAAAUAAAUCUAAAUGCAAUUUUUUUUUUUUUUCUUCCAUUUUAUUGUAUUUUCCACUGAAUGGCACCCUAACUUAAUCUGUACAUUCUAUGUUUUUCUCUUAUCUUUCAUCUUGUUCUGUUACGUUCUGUUCUGUCUCACUCUAUUUUAUUCUAUUUUAUUCUAUUUUAUUCUCUUCUCUUCUCUUCUCUUCUCUUCUAUAUCUUGUCCAUUUUUUGUUAUUUUGAAUUUUAUUUACAAACUUGAAAAAUGGAAGUCAUCCAGCUUCACCUUUUGACUAGGUCAAUCCAGUUUUCAAUUUUUAGUUUCUAAUUUUCAGUUUUCAGUUUUUUUCAUCUUAUUUUUAUUAAAUAUAGUUCUGUAUACUGGUUAUAAUAAAU
Messenger RNA from Ascoidea rubescens DSM 1968, 2561 nucleotides. RefSeq names its product Metallo-dependent phosphatase. The transcript has a single exon. The record is from RefSeq and is a predicted model, not a curated record. NCBI's taxonomy places the organism in Eukaryota, Fungi, Ascomycota, Saccharomycetes, Ascoideales, Ascoideaceae. The coding region runs from base 47 to 2188 and encodes 713 amino acids. Gene Ontology annotation, molecular function: protein serine/threonine phosphatase activity. Gene Ontology annotation, cellular component: nucleus; cytoplasm.